Molecule: messenger RNA, 1667 nt
Organism: Apodemus sylvaticus (European woodmouse)
Lineage: Eukaryota; Metazoa; Chordata; Mammalia; Rodentia; Muridae
Gene: Cep295nl
Product: CEP295 N-terminal like
Exons: 1
Coding region: 32-1654 (540 amino acids)
Biological process (GO): regulation of centriole replication
Cellular component (GO): centrosome; cytosol; centriole
Source: RefSeq, a predicted model, not a curated record
CCUCCGCCUCUGGCGACAGCCGCCUUUGUUUAUGAGUGUGUCUGCAAAACUCACAGAAAUGCAGAGAGACACGGAGCGAGCAGCCCAACAGAGCCCCUCUUCCGAAGAUGAAGCCUUGGUUUUGAGGCAGAAGCCUUCCCCGAUGCAGGCCCGAGAGGAGGACAGUGCCUCUCUGCAGCAGUGGAAAACAAGGCAGCUGCAGCGCCUGGCUGAGGAGUUGAAGGCAGAGUGGCAGGAGGCCCGGCUGCAGCAGGUCCGACAAGCUGAGCGCCUCUAUUUAGCCCAGCUGUUGGACAAGGCAGCCGAGCGGGGAAACGACCCCGGCGUGGAUGAACAGAACCAGAGAGGGACAGCAAAACACACGAGGGCUAGAGAGAGAAACCGAGCAGCCUUCAGAGAAAAGGGCCGCAGGGAGGAGCACCCCAGACAGCACCCCAAGUCCCGGAAAAAGGCGCCAUGCUCAGAGAGACGUAGUUCUGCCAAAGCCCGGGGCCCAACCUCCGGUGAAAAGGGUAAAGGGAGACGGGUGUCUUCAAGUAAGGGCCAUGGUGGCUACCAGGGCCCUCGGGUGGCUAGAAGGGUAGAUGCGGUGAAACUCAACCCAUUCUUUGAUGGCGCUGGAGAAACUGACUGCGGGGAGGAAGUACAGAAGGAAUUCCGUGGGGGAAGGCGGCCCUCGGCAAAAGGGACUCGAUUUGCUCACAACAGAGACCAGAGUCUGCAGGGCAAAACAACAGCCCUCGAUCAGCCCCUGCUCGCUGGCCCCACCUUCAAACAAGGGGCUGCACCCCAGAGCCCCCCGAGCAAGUACAAGAAUCAGUGGCACAAAGAAAUUGAAUCUACUUUCGAAGAAUUGUUUAACACAAAUAGGAAGCUGAAGAAACAUCUGAAUUUGCACCUCGAACAGAGGCUCAAGGCGGACCGGAAUCCAGAUGACCCACAGAGCUACUCAGAUAUUCGGAGUGAGAACUUUGGAACCCUGAGAGAAGAGAGCACGGAGGAGGUAGAAACUGCAGAGGAGUCUGGGAGCCCAACGGAGGUGGAGACCUCUGAGAUGUGGUCCAAACCCAGUCUGAAACAGUUGCUGAGUGACACAGAGUACCCCAGGUACCAACAGAUGGCAAAGUACCCGUUAAAGAGCGAAAGCCUAGUGCCUGUCAGGGCGGGAACAUCUAGAGAACAAGAUGACUUAUUCUCGCUAAGCCCAGAGUCAGGACAGGAGCGACCCAAGUCACCUGCAGUGGAGGACGAAAGCCUCAAGCCUUACCUGCAGAAACAGGCAGACUCUGUGGCAAGCUGGAUGGCUUUGAGGCAAAAGCAGAAGGCAGAGUUGGAGCAGAGAAGGCAAAAGACACUUUUGGAGCUGACAGAACACCCCAACAUGAGCUUGGAGAUCCACUACAAGGCCGAGCUGGAGGAAGAGCGCCGGGAACGCAGACGGAUGCGCUUGGCCCUCCUCAAAUCUUAUUCCACUGGGAUCCAGGCCCCGGCCCCUGAACGACACAUUUCCCUGGACACCGGCCUUCUCGAUGAGGACAAACAGAACCAGAUGAUUCGUGACCUUCAGCAGCAGAUCUUAGAGCAAAACAAGCUACACCAGGAGUUUUUGGAAAAAGCCAGGAAACGCUUGCAAGAGUUUCAAAAAUCAUUUUAAAAGCAGACCCACC